Molecule: messenger RNA, 704 nt
Organism: Pterocles gutturalis (yellow-throated sandgrouse)
Lineage: Eukaryota; Metazoa; Chordata; Aves; Pterocliformes; Pteroclidae
Exons: 5
Source: RefSeq, a predicted model, not a curated record
GAACUGCAGCAGCUCAGCAAGCAGUACAGCAAUAUCAAGCUCCUCCAACUGGAUGUGGUCUGUGAAAACAGCAUCAAGAAAGUAGUCAAGGAAGUGGAAGAAAUCGUGGGAGACAAAGGUCUGAACUGCCUCAUUAACAACGCUGGCAUCAAUGUGCUUGCCUCCUUGGAAGAAGUCACGGCAGAGACAAUGCUCACCAUCUACGAAACCAAUACAGUUGCCCAGCUGAUGGUCACCAAGGCGUUUCUACCCCUCCUGAGGAAGGCAGCCCAGCUGAGCACAGGAAUGGGCUGCCACAGAGCCGCUAUUAUCAAUAUGUCCUCACUUGCUGCCUCCAUGCAACUCGUCCAGGCAAACGAGAUGUUCCUCAAGGUCUAUCCCUACAGGAUAGCAAAGACUGCACUGAACAUGAUCACCAGGUGUCUUGCUGCAGACUUGAAAUCGGAUGGGAUUCUCUGUAUUUCUUUACAUCCAGGCUGGCUUCAGACAGACAUGGGUGGAAACAUGGCUCCCAUGCAGGUGCAAGAGGCUAUCCCAGGUAUUCUCUCCGUUCUCGACCGUCUUGGUGAAAAAGAAAAUGGUUCUUUCCUGGACUGGCAAGGGGAAACUCUACCAUGGUAGAAGUGCACAGUACACUACAGAAACAGCACAUCGGUCACUAUUUAACUUGUGCCACUCAUGUCUGUGUCUCUAGGGUUUUCUUA